CAAUACGAAUUUUUUAUAUGACAGCGGGAUGGAUGUGCAUUACAAAACCUAUGCUAGUCGGAGUAAUCGAGAUAUUAGGUUUGACCAACUUCUUCGCACCAAGCCGCUGUCCACAUGUACUGCCUCUUCAACUGCAUUUUCAAAAUCAAGCGUAACUGUUAGCUCCAGAAAGAAAGUUAAUGUAGUGUCUUUUGUUCCUACUGGUGAGGGACAAGAACUAAUAACCAGGUCUCCGGAAAAGAUUGUUUCAGACAAUGUAGAUGGCUCUGUUUGUUCAGGAACCAUACAGACCAGUGUUUCGUCACAGUCGUACACAUUGCAUUCCACCUCAGACUUGACUCCUACUAGUUCUCCAAUUUUGUCGUAUUCCUUUGCAUAUAAAGAAUAUUCUGAUUAUUCUGCAAUUACUUCUGUGGCGGAUACCUCUCGUAAUCCCUCUUCUAAUCACAAGUUCAACCGAAGUCCUAUUCGCUAUACAAAUUCCGUGUAUGAACAACAUCCUUGUACACUGUCAUCUCAAGCUACAACUUUACAUUGUAUCACGUCCAACUCUCAGUCAGGUGUUACAAGUUAUCGAAGUCUAUCUGGAGCAACUGCUACAAAAGUGACAGGUCAACCAGUGAUUCAAAGAGUGGACAAAAGUCAAAUAAACCCGGUGGUAACUAUAUCAAACAGUCAAUUAAAGACGUACAGUUGUAAUAAUACUGCAAAAAGUAUUCAUGACCGUAUUCUUCCUAAUCCAUGUUCUGUCUCAACAUCAGAUUCAAUGGAUCCUUUGGCUAUAAAUGUUGCCAAGCCAACUGGACGUCCCAUUCUAACGGGUAAAAACAAAAGAGCUGCUUACAAUCCACGUUCUUGGCAAAAAGAUAUUGAAACAGAAGACACCUCGCCAACUAAAUUGCAAAAAUUGAUUGAACCAUUCCCAGGUUCACAAAGCACAACAACAAUAACAACAACAACUGCUACUACUGCAGUUAAUUCUACUCAUUCCUCAACAAAUAAUAAUAAUAACAGAGCCUCAUCAUUCUUGACUGCUCAAAAACCUAAUAAUCGACAAACUUGUCUAACUGAUAAUAACAAAAAAUCUAGUACAAAUAAAUCUGAUAAUUAUGCAUUCCAUGACUUUGAUGAAGAGGAAGAAGAAGACGAAGAUGUUGAUAAAUUUAAAAAAGCUUUUAAUCCUUCACGUCCUCUUUCACAGUCAUAUUUACCUUCAGUGAUGAAAAGUAGUCAUCAUUCACUGAAAUCAUCUAGUAAUCAUCAUCAUCAAUCAUCAGAUGAACAAGAUGGUGAUGAUGGCGAUGAGGAUAUUGAAGACGACGAUGUGAAACCAUGGUUCCGUCCAGCUUCUCGUGAAAAAACUUCUAUCAAAUCAAUGGACAAACUGUCCAUUAAUUCAACAAAGAAUAUGAAAGUUAACCGGUCAGAAAAACCUUUAUAUACUGUACUACGCAAAGUGAAAGAAGCACAUGUUUGUCAAGAACAAGGUGAAGCUCAACAUUUACUCGACGAUGUUGAAUAUUUAGUCGAUGGUUUAGCCGAUCGUAAUCAAGUCAAUACUCGUGCACUAAGUGUACUCACACUAGCCAAUAAGUGUUUAGCAGCAUCUUUCCGUUAUACACUUAAUGCUCAUGGUCUACUAAAGCGUAUUUGUGCAAAAUUACACGAUGCCCAUAAAGAUUAUGCACUGGCACUUACCUCCGCAGGAUUAAUGUUUGUUUUAUCUCGAGAUCGUGAUCCGAAUAUCUUAGAUGUUGAAUCUCUUGCUAUUGUGCUGAAAUUAUUCUCUGCACCUGAUGCAAAUACAAACGGUACAACUGGUCACACUGAAGCCAGUAAGAGUAAAGAAGCUGAACGUGUACGUGCACGAGUUCGACAAUUACUGGACGGUUUACACCAGAACAGCAAUAGUAAUAGUAAUAAUAAUCAUCAUAAUAAUAAUUCAAAGAAUUUAUCAUCAAUUACCUCAAAUACGCUUACAGAUACUGGGAAUAAUUCUAAUUCUAGUGGUGGUGGUGGCGGUAUUUCAUCCAACCUUGCCUUGUUCUCUGGUGGUGGUGGUGGUGCUGGAAAGCGACCGCUAUUACCACUUGGAUCUAAACCUUCAAUGAAUUUGAAUUUAAACACUAGACAUUUACAGAUGACGCGUCAAUUGACAACAUCAGAUUUAGUUAUUGAAUCUAUCCUCAAUUUCGGUACACGUAAAGCUGGUGAUUGGUUCAAAGCAGAACUACGUAAUGGUGGUGGAUUAGAUCGAGUAGCAGACGCCGCUUCAGAUGCUGUAGAUUAUUUAGCCGAUUUAGAUCCAGCCAAUAAAUCUCAACGCGUAAAGCCAAUGUGGCGUUCAACGACAGGGAUUGACAAUUUUGCUUUGGAUAGGCUUAAACGAGUUUGUCAUUAUACUAGGCUACUAGAAAAUAUGACUUAUAUGAACUCUGACAAUCAAACGUAUUUAGUACAUUAUCGUGAUGGAAUUCUUGUGAAUCGUUUAUUAAUAUGUUUACGUGUAUGUGUCUGUCAUCUACCAAUAACGACACCGCCAUCAUCAUCAACAGUAGCACCAUCAGCGAAUCAACAAACUCCUAAUACCACUACUACAACUGGUGAAAAAUCUACUGUAAAUAGUAUAAAAUCUUUGUCAAAUACAUCACAAACACCUCAAUACGAUAAUCAGACUAUUUUAACUGAUUGCAUUUUGGGUAUAUUUCGAUUUCUAGUAAAUGUUUCACAUAACGAAUUUGCUAGUGAACGACUAGGCGCUUGUACAGGCUUUCUAGAAACAAUAUUCGAUUGUCUACUUAAACUACCAGAUCGUUUACCGGCAACAAAACGAUUUGAUGUACUUGUUCUACUUCUCUGCUUAUUGGUAAAUAUGUGUGAACAUUGUCCUGAAAAUCGUACACGUAUAGUCUAUCUGGAUAUUACAAAAUCUUGUGUUAAAAAGUCGAAUUCCUCACCGGCGCCACCGCCAUCAUCUUCCUCGUCAGUAUCAUCAAAUCAAAAGACUGUUGGUAAAUACAUUGAUACAUACGAUGAUGAAGAAGAGGACGAAGAAGAACCAGAAGACGGUGAACAACGUCAGGUUGUCACUUCAACAGCUCUCGAUGAAUUAAUACAGCUAUUUCUAACACGUGAAGAAUGUGCACGUAAUCAUGAUUUUGAACGAGAUGAUGAUGAAGCUGUAGCCGCAGAAGCUCGUCGACGUACAGCUGAAGAAUCUAAAAUUACUGAUGGAGAUGUUGUUGACAAUAAACAAUUAGCACUACGUCCUGGUCAUCCUAAUCCAACUGUUGAAGAAGCUGGUCUAAAAUGGCGUCUAAUUGAAGAUCGAAGAGCUCUUGGUUUAAAUAAUCGGGGAUUUUUAGGAAAAAGUCGAAGACGAAUGUUUCAUAAAAAGAAGUCUAGAAGUCUUAAAAAUAAGAAACGACAUAGUGCCAGUGAUAUUGACGAUGAUGACGAAGAAGAUGAGGAUUUCGAUGAGAUCGAUGACAAUAGUGAAGAAGAAGAAGAAGACGAUGAUGAACUGGAUGAUGAUAGCGAUGAAGAUGACGAUGAUGAUGACGAAAGUGUUGGCAGUGGUGCCGACGUUGAAUUUGUUGCUGAUACACAAGAAGAACAAGAGAAGCUAGCUAAAAGUAUGUCACAAGCUCAACAGCAUAUGGAAGACUCUGUUGUCGCUGCAUAUGCCGCUCUCCUACUUGGUUGUAUCCUACAAUCAAGUCCACGUUAUACAGAUCGUAUCAGAUCGAAGCUACCAAAUGGUCAAUUUCGUCCAUUGGCCAUAAUGUUAGCCAAACUACUCAGUUUCUUAUCAUUGACAAAAGGUGUCGGUUCCUCAGGAUCUGAAUCAAUUCUACGCAUUGUACGUAUACUAGAAGCUCAGGAUAAUAAUAAUGCUGCUGCUAAUAAUAAAUCAGACCUUGUAAAAGUGUCAACAUCGAAUGGUGUCGUAUAGAGAGAAGGCGAACACUUGAUGAUGGUGAUGAUGAUGAUGAUGCUUGAACCUCUGUGUAACUCUUUUUUCUAAUUUGUUUUGUGUGUGUGUGUGUGGGCGUGUACGUUGUCGUUCGAUUUGGUUGUUGUAUUUCUAAAUUUUGUUGUUCAAUCUUUAUUUAUAUAUGAACACAUAAUAUGUAUGUAUGUUGUUUAUCCCAUUAACCAACCAAUCAGUAGAGUUACGUAGGUAGGUAUGUGUGUGAAUAUUGUAUGUAUGCACGCACACAUACACACACAAACACUUGUAGAACCCUUAUAGAUUUAUUGCACAUAGCUUCCUUUACCCUGUCCUCCUCUUCGAUCCGAUCACACACCACGUCCCCGCCUUCUUCUUCUUCAACUGUUUCUAUUGUAUUCUCUUUGUGUUCUUUUUGUAUCAAGAUUUUCAUUCCAUAAUGGUUUUACCCUCUUUUUCCCGUUUAUAUAUACAUACUAGUAGGGCCUGGCGCGCGUGCAUACACUCACACGCAGAUGAGUAGCAG
Trichobilharzia szidati is the source of this 4478-nucleotide messenger RNA. Lineage: Eukaryota; Metazoa; Platyhelminthes; Trematoda; Strigeidida; Schistosomatidae. The record is from the annotation of a GenBank genome assembly.